GAAGCAACCACAAACCCUUCCUCUUCGAUAAUUUCUAUCUCAUUUUGCCGGAAUCAAAACAACGAACUAAGCAUUUUUUUUCCUUAUAUCCUCUCUGUCACAGGAAGAAUUCAUGGCAGAGGCCUCAAAAGGAAAUUCUACUACUGGAGCCCAUGAAGCAGCAGGAAAUUCUACUACUGUUGACCGCAAAAGGAAAAGGUCUGCUUCACCAGCUGGAAGAACUGAAGACAUAUUACCACUACUGAAGAAGUUGGCAUCACCAGUGUUUGAUUCUCUCCCUACAAACACAGAAGUCAUAUUAACGGAUUUAGUGGGCUCUUCGAUCAUCACAGCUGAAGUUAAGAAAAAUGUGAAGGAUGAGUGGGAAUGGGAAGACAUUAUUGCAGAAGAGUACAAGGAGCUCAAUUUGAAAGAAGAUGAGGAUAAGAACACUGAUAUUGAAUCCACAAGAAAACAGAUUGAAGAGCUGUCUAUUGAACCAGAAAAUCAAUCUGAGAGUCCAAUGAUGGAAGUGGAUGAAAUCGAAGAUGACUAUUGAACCACUAAGAUUAUCAUGCGUAUUUAUUAGACUUUCAAAUGUUAGAUAAUUAGUAUAUGUUGUUUAUCUAAUUAGAUAAUUAGCAUUUGUUAUUUAUUUAAUUAGAUCAUUUGUAUUUGUUGUUUAUUUAAUUAAGCCUUAGUAGAUUAAAAACUAUGAGGUGUAAAAUGUUUAUUCAGCUGAUAAAUACUCCUUGAACCUUUAUUCAGCUUGUAAAAUGUUUAGCAGUUUUUCAUGUAAAUACAAUUAAAAUAAUCCAGAAUUAAUUGUUUAUUUUUUGCUUGAUAUUUUGAGCACUGCUGUAAGGUGAAGUAUUGUUUAAAUAGGGCAAUGCUUGAACUUGAUCAGAUUCUUCGGGCAAAUGAAAUCAAUUUUGCGAUUCUAGCUGCUUUGCCUGCAUUCUUGCUAUCUCUUAUUCUGAUCAUGUCAGUCUGUAUAUCCCAUGCUGAAGAAAUGCUUAAUGCCCCGAAGUGAUCUGAGAAGAAAACUUCUCUUUACAUGGUGUUUCUCCUUGCCUCUAAGCACAAAAUAAUAAUAGGAACCACAACUCUGUUCUUGUUUCUUUUAGCAGCCACACAAUUUCAACACUUUUGCAUCGACUGUUGAUCAUCAUCUGUAAAUAUACCCAAUAUUGGUGU
Messenger RNA from Rubroshorea leprosula, 1176 nucleotides. Lineage: Eukaryota; Viridiplantae; Streptophyta; Magnoliopsida; Malvales; Dipterocarpaceae. The record is from the annotation of a GenBank genome assembly.